Messenger RNA from Morus notabilis, 575 nucleotides. RefSeq lists its product as uncharacterized. Bases 75 to 575 code for a protein of 166 amino acids. The record is from RefSeq and is a predicted model, not a curated record. Lineage: Eukaryota; Viridiplantae; Streptophyta; Magnoliopsida; Rosales; Moraceae. The transcript has 3 exons.
GAAGAAGAAGGCGACACUGACACAGCUCACCAGUCAUCUUCUUCACCAUUUCAAAUGUUAGGGUUCAAACAAUCAUGAUUCCCUUAUCUCUCAAUCCAAUCCAAUUCUCUUCCUCUCUCAAACCUCCCAUCUUCAGACCAAAUCCCUCCUUAUUCAAAUCCUCGCCGGAUCGGAAACUCGGACCGUACGAGGUAAGCUCCGACUUCUCCAACUUCGAUUUCCGGUUGUUGCGGAGGAAAAUCGGAGUCGGUAUUUGCCGAGCGGAGCUCUCCCACGACGCGCCGUUCAUCGCCGCCAUCGGCGCUUGUAUGCUCUCUUCGCUGGUUCUGCCGGUGGCCGGAGCUCCCGACGACGACGAGGAUGGUGAGGAUGCGGCUAUUGAUUCUACAGAUGCUAGGUGUGGGGUUAUGAGAAUCAUCAGCUUCAUUCCUUACUUCAAUUGGCUGCUGGGUUUUGCGUGGCUUGAUACUGGGAAGAGGCGCUAUGCAGUGUAUUCUCUAGUUUACUUGCUUCCUUACAUCAGGUACGCGAUGAUGAUGAUUUGCAAGAGAUGCGGGAGGAAGAUGAAAAAUUGA